AUGCCUUCUUCACUCAAGGUUCCGGAAACCGGCCUCAUUCUUGAGAGCUCGACCGCCUCGGGGAAUCUUGUACCGCCACAGGCCUUCUGCAUCAAUCUUUCUGACCAUGUACUCGAAGACAUGAUCAAGUGUGUACAAGGUGGUGAGGAUCUCCAAUUGUCUUUGGGGAGCAGCCCGACAUUACUCUAUGGCUCCAGUUCCCACACCCUCUCUCCGAUCUCCACGACAUUCUCACACGACCUCUUCCUCACGAAACCAUUCGAGUCGACGAAACGAGCUACACGACUACCACAAACCUCAUCACUAUGGAAGAAGCUGCCUGGCUCCGAUGGUCCCAAGAAGGGAGCGCAAGCCAAGGCGAAGGGUGCACCUUCGACCUCGUCGUCCGGUAUGGACUCAGAUAUAGAGAAUCUGCAGAAUUCCAUUGCAGCGGCAACAGCAUCGAAGAAGCAAUCAAAGGUUUUGGACAGGCUGCCGCCAGGCAACAAUCGGAAGGCCGCAGGGAAGACGGCAAAGUCCAAGUUACUUUCGAGCAUGGCCUCAUACGGCAACGGUGGCGGCAAGUCAUCGCCCUCGGGGUCACCGGCUCUGGUAGCCGUUAGUUCACCAUCGACGAAUUCUGUUUACGCUUCUUCGCAACAGAUCGUCGAGAAGUCCAAGGAGCAAAGGUCUAUGAUUGUACACGAGCUAGCGGUGCAGGAGCGGCCGGCCGACUACCUGGAUAGCCUGUGGGAAGGCAAAGACGAAGAUUUCAAGCCUGCCCUGGAAAAGGUGGCCCAGUUUGAGCCGGAUACGCAAAUGUGGGCAUUGAGAAAGAAUUACUGGAGAGAGUUGGACGUGUGGAAGUACGAAUAUGAUACCCAAGAUACCCGACAGAAGGCGAUCGACAAUGCAAUUCGUCAAUUUGAUAAGAUGCGGCUAGCAACAACGGAAACCGAGUGGCAGAAGCUCCUACCGAGAGAAGAGCGAGGAAAGGGCAAGAUCCUCAGCAAGUUGCAGGCAAAUAUUGCCAAGGCCUCCGCUGCGCCACCUCCCAAAAUAAAGGUCAGCGACGCAACAAGCGACAACGGCGACGAAGACGUCCUCAAGAUGAAGGCUGGCGAAACAAUGUCACGAUCAUCAUCGAACCCACUACCGCCGAAACCGAAAAAGGCUGCCGACUCCCAAGUCAAGCGGCUUUUGUCAACAAACAAGAAGCCCGCGACGCCAAAGGCGGCGCCGACGAAAGCCAAGGAGAAGGGGCCUGCUCCUAGCAAGAACGGGCGGGUUCUCUCUGCAGAGUUUAUUACCAACUCAGACUCGGAUUCAGAGUCUUCGGAGGACAAGCCGAUGGCGAGCAUUGUGGCUUCCAAACCGAGACCAGCGCCUGCGGCCGCACCCGCCCCAAAGAGAAAGCCGGAGUCUACGCUUCCACCAAAGCCGAAGAUUGCUGUGCCCAAGCCAAAAGCUAGACCGGUCGAGAAGCCAGUAGAACGGACGGUGGAAAGAUCAGUUGAGAGGCCCAAGGAAAAGUCGCCUCACCCUCCGCGAGAGACUGGCAAGGCGGCCAAACCACAGCCUGCCAAACGACAGAGGGAAGAGGAGGCAGAAGACAGCAGCUCAAGCUCUGGCGCCCCCUUAGCCAAGCGUGCGAAGCCCAAGGUGCCCAUCAAGGCACCCGUAAGCCUCAAGCAACGGCCCGCUGAUGCCUCUCAUGCCUCAUCCCGCAACUCAUCUGGCGUUUCUCUCAAGAGCAAAAACACAUCGCCGGCGAAGUCUUCGCCUUUGGCAUCAUCACCGCCAACGAAUGCGUCGGAUCUUGAACACUCAGCACUACCCAAGAAGCGCAAGGCCAUGGAAUCUUCCGACUCCAACGAGAGCGCCCGGACCAAGCCAGCCCCCAAGCGUCAGCGCGGGCUCAGCCCCGACCUGGUCAGCAAAGCCGCGCGUUUCAAAGCGUUCUAUGAAAAGUAUGAGGCUCUGCACUGGGAGAUUGCCGACAUGCGCAACCCACCUGAGGACAAGAUGGCAGAUCUCCUCGACAUGCGCCAGCGACUGAAGCUCCUGAAGACGGAGAUAUACAGGGAAUGCCCGCCCGCCAUCGCGGUCGCUUAG
Messenger RNA from Colletotrichum orchidophilum, 2094 nucleotides. RefSeq lists its product as uncharacterized. The transcript has 3 exons. The record is from RefSeq and is a predicted model, not a curated record. The coding region runs from base 1 to 2094 and encodes 697 amino acids. Lineage: Eukaryota; Fungi; Ascomycota; Sordariomycetes; Glomerellales; Glomerellaceae.